Messenger RNA from Suillus paluster, 1413 nucleotides. RefSeq names its product ribosomal protein S5 domain 2-type protein. The transcript has 10 exons. The coding region runs from base 10 to 1413 and encodes 467 amino acids. NCBI's taxonomy places the organism in Eukaryota, Fungi, Basidiomycota, Agaricomycetes, Boletales, Suillaceae. Gene Ontology annotation, molecular function: phosphomevalonate kinase activity. Gene Ontology annotation, biological process: isopentenyl diphosphate biosynthetic process, mevalonate pathway; ergosterol biosynthetic process. The record is from RefSeq and is a predicted model, not a curated record. Gene Ontology annotation, cellular component: peroxisome.
AAUGACACCAUGUCUACUACAACAAUCGUAUCAGCGCCGGGAAAGGUCUUAGCAGCGGGGGGAUAUCUUGUCCUCGACCAGCAAUAUCCAGGGGUAGUGAUCUCUACAUCUUCGCGAUUUUACACCGUUAUCCAGGCUUCGUCGGGCUCUGCGAAUCAGAUCGUGGUCCGAUCUCCCCAGUUUCAUCAGGCCGAGUGGAGAUAUACCGUGACCUAUGAUGCUGCGGGUAUUCUGGUAACCCCACGAGAGGACAGUGUUGGGGGGAAGAACAAAUUUGUCCACCUGGCACUCCAGCACACCCUGAAUCUCGUGUCAGAGAUUCAUUCUGUAGCCCAAGUACAAGAAAGGCUCUCCCGUGGUCUCGAUAUAGCUGCUGUGGGCGAUAACGACUUUUACUCUCAGCGUGCACAGCUGGAGUCGUUAGGGCUCCCUCGAACGAUCAAAUCUCUCUUGCAAAUUGAGCCUUUUUGUCACAAUGGCGUGAAACUGACAGAUGUGCACAAAACCGGCAUGGGCUCCUCCGCAGCGCUCAUCACUUCGCUCGUCUCCGCGCUGCUUAUCCAUUUUGCGGCCAUAACAGAGGAAGAUUUUGCCACUCUAGAGGGGGAUGGCAGACGCCUCGCCCACAACUGCUGCUCAAUUUGUAAGGUGGGCAGCGGAUUUGACGUGUCUUCCGCCGUGUUCGGGAGUCAAAUUUACAGGCGGUUCGGACCUGCUGUUUUGGACCCGCUGAUGAAAGGCGAUUUUGCGACAGGCACGUUGAAGAGUGUUCUGAACUCCAGCGCCUGGGAUUAUAGCUUCAGGCCGAUCCAGCUUCCCCCGUUGACGAGACUGGUACUGGCAGAUGUCGAAGCAGGAAGCGAUACUCCUUCUUUGGUUGGUAAGGUGUUAAAGUGGAGAGGACAUGAAGACAGCUGUGAAACAGCGAAGGAACUAUGGACACAGAUCGAUGAAUCGAACCAAUCUCUAGCGCGGCAGUUGGACGCGCUUUCGCAGUCGUAUGUUCAGGACAAAGACGCAUACGAACAGACCGUUGGAAAACUUGCUUAUCUGCCGGCGCACGAAUGGGAGAGUGUUUCCAAGGCAUUUUAUGCCCUGCAUCAAACUACCCAGCAAAUACGCAACCUGAUGCGGAGAAUGGGCGACCUUGCUGGCGUUGAGAUUGAGCCUGAGCAACAAACCCAUCUACUCGACCAAUCAAUCGAGCAGGCAGGUGUUAUCGGCGGUGGUGUUCCAGGCGCUGGCGGAUAUGAUGCCAUCUGGCUGCUGAUCUGCAGCCCACCAGGUACUUCGGCACCUUCAACUGAAUCCAACGUCACCCCUCUCCUUGCACAGGAAAGUGUCGCCAAAGGUGCUCGCGUCGUGCAGCUCAACGAAAUACCAGGGCUCAGGGAAGCGAUUCAGCGCCGAUGA